UUCAGAGUAGAUAGCUUGCACUUGAUGAAUCUGAUAUAUAGAAGAACGUAAGCAUAUGCAAGUAAACAUAGCUAUCUAGCUAGAUCCCAAAUGGCAUCUAUCAUAAAAAUCCAGGUACAUUAUUAGAGUUAAGGAAUGCAGCUGGCCUUUCCACAACGUCUUCUGAUUGAUUGUGUUUGAUAUAGUCUACCCUGUUGGUGGAUAUGAGAUUUUUGAAACUCGUACUCACUCUCUCAAUCACGUUGUGUGUGAUUGUGUAUAAUAAAGACUAUGAAUGAGGAAGAAAUGAAGAAUUUGUAUUUCUUUGAAUUAAUUUGAAGUGUUUAUCUACAUGCCUAUUUAUAGGCUCAGAUUUACUAAGGGUAAUACAAAAGGUUGAGGUUGAGAAUACCAAAAGGCUCUAAUAAUUUCUACUCUUUAUUUCCCACUUAUUUAUUCUUCAGUUUCUGAACUCCUCAGCUUCAGCUUCUUUUGACACCUGGAAUUAUUCCACGUGCAAGUUUAAUAUUUAACAUACCCCACCAUAGGAAAACAGAAAUAUUCGAUGUAAAAGUGGUACCGGUCCAUGUUCAAUUUUUAAGGGGUAUUUCCAAAGAGCUUAACGUUGCGGCUGACUUUUUCCUUGUGCAUCAGAUGAAAAAUGAUCUUUAUACUAUGCCUUUGUUAGUUUGUGGUGCUUUUCCCUAUCGUAUUUCUUAUUGAAGCACGGACCACCCAGUUCCCGUUUUAUAUACGCACUUGCAUACAUUAUAAGAUCAUCACUUGUAAACUCAACCAGCAGUCAGUAAUUAAGUUUGAUUCUUCAUUAAUGUAGCUCAUAUAUCAUACGUGUGCCAAAAGGCCUAAACUUAGUCAAAUUAUUUCUUUCUUGUUUUGCUUGCAUCCAUCAUAUAUAGAAGCUGCCACAAAGGAGUCAAAGGACUGAGGCAUAAGGCCUCAGACUAAUGUAUAGAGUCCAAUCUCUGGCCACAUCAAAACAGACAAAAACAACAAACCCUGCAAGCUGAAUCCGAGUAUGAAAAACAGCCCAACCCGAACACCUAAGGAGGCAUUUCUUUUUGAAUUAUAUACGUAUUUUGCGGUUCAAAUGAUUGGUUAAAGGAAACAACAAUCAGAAAGAUGAAGUAUAUGAGGCUUGGGACAAGGCCGGACACCUUCCAUACAGAAGAGGCUACCAGGACGGUGAUAUCAGAUGUUGCCAGUGAUCUGACCAUAAAUAUUAACAGUAUCAGUUAUCUUCUGCAUAAGUUGCAGCAUGAAGUUCUUUCCUACUGUGGCCUCCUACAACAACUGUGCUCAGAUUCUGACAAUAUUGCUCUGGAGCUUCAUGACAUUCCUGGAGGUGAAGAUGCUUUUGAGUUGUGUGCUAAGUUUUGCUAUGGGAUUACAAUCAAUCUUGGCGCACAUAAUAUUGUACCUGCACUCUGCGCAGCUAAAUUCCUUGGAAUGACUGAAGCGGUUGAGAAAGGAAAUUUGGUUCUAAAACUCGAAGCUUUUCUCAAUUCAUGCAUUCUUGAAGGUUGGAAGGAUUCCAUUCUCACAUUGCAGACAACUGGACAACUACCCGAGUGGUCAGAAAAUCUUGGCAUCACCAGGAGGUGCAUUGAUUCUAUCGUUGAGAGAAUCCUUACCCCCCCUGCCAAGGUCACAUGGUCCUAUACUUAUACUAGACCGGGCUAUGCUCAAAAACGCCACCGACCUGUGCCUAAGGAUUGGUGGACAGAGGACGUGUCUGAUCUUGAUAUAGAUCUGUUCCGAUGCGUUCUCACUGCUGUUAGAUCAACAAACUUGCAACCUCCGCAGCUAAUUGGGGAAGCUUUACAUGUCUAUACCUGCCGCUGGUUACCAGACACUACAAAGAGUUGGUCUCCUCAGUGUUCAACUUCUCAAACCGAAGAAUUUGCAGAUAGGAAACCCCGAAUUCUUGAGACCAUUGCUAGCUUGAUUCCCGCAGAUAGAGGAUCGGUUUCAAUUGGAUUCUUGCUGAGACUACUUAGAAUAGCAAAUUUUCUGGGGGUGUCCCCAGUUACCAAGGCUGAACUCAUAAGGCGAUCUAGCCUACAACUUGAGGAGGCUACGGUGGAUGACCUGCUAUUACCUUCACAAUUAUCCUCCAAUGGGCAAUUUCAUGAUGUUGACUUGAUUGGGGCAGUGUUAGAAAGUUUCCUGCUGCAUUGGAGGAGACUUAACUUUGGAGAACAUGGCCCAUCAGUGCUGUUAAUUCGCAAGGUUGGAAAGCUCAUUGAUUCUUAUCUCCAAGUAGUGGCAGCGGAUGUCAACAUGCCAGUAGCCAAAGUAGUGUCUCUUGCAGAAGCUUUGCCAGAAAUUGCUCGGCCUACCCACGAUGAUCUUUACAAGGCAAUUAACACUUAUCUAAAGGAGCAUCCUGGUCUGACAAAGGCGGAGAAAAAACAGCUCUGUCGCAUACUGAAUUGCCAAAAACUAUCCCCGGAAGUAUGCGCGCAUGCUGUGAGGAAUGAGAGGCUGCCGUUGAGAACAGUAGUGCAAGUCCUCUUCUUUGAACAAGAGAGAGGAGGAUCCAGCAGCAGGAAGCCUCUAGGAGCAGCAGCAAGCCAUAUUAUUGAGCUUCCACCUGAUCAUGAUGAUGAAGAGCAGCCUACCACUUGUGAUGAACAAUCCUCCUCCUUGAGAGCGGAUCAGGGCACCACUGAUCAAGGAAGUCGCUAUAAAAAAUGCAAAUCUAAUGGGAAGAUGAUGCAACUGAAGCCCAAGCAAGAUCUGGUCAGAAGAGAAGCUGACAAGGGGGGAGAUCAUACAAUUUUUACCACUAGAUCAGAAGAAGCGAUUUCUGGUUCUGCUCCCACAAGGUACGUAAAAAACUAUGCAAGGGACAAGUAACAAAUGAAACCAUACGUGCCUAUAUAUUAUAUAUGUAUAUUAAUUAAUAUAUAGCGAAGGAGAGAGAUCCACGUCACCUUCACUUUCUCCUCUCUUAGUUGUAGUUUUGAUUCUUGAAUUGUUGUUAUUAAUGUGUAAAGAGAAGAAUAUCUUAGUCAAUUAAUUUGCAUUAUUAUGUAUAAGAAGGUAGAUGAUACUGAAUCGAUGUUAUCUUCAGCAUAUGCAUGGAGGAACAAAUAACAGAAGACUAUUCAAUUGU
Diospyros lotus (date-plum) is the source of this 3118-nucleotide messenger RNA. Its product is annotated as BTB/POZ domain-containing protein At5g47800. NCBI's taxonomy places the organism in Eukaryota, Viridiplantae, Streptophyta, Magnoliopsida, Ericales, Ebenaceae. The transcript has 6 exons. The coding region runs from base 1120 to 2859 and encodes 579 amino acids. The record is from RefSeq and is a predicted model, not a curated record.